AGUGGGCUCCUGAGCGUCCAGCAUGGGCCGGGGCCGGGGAGGGCUCCUUCUGCGGCUUUCCAUGCAGAGAUGUUUUGGAAAUCUGGAUCCUAACCCUGAACCUCCGCCGAGGUCACUGCUGUCAGUUCACCGCCCUGCGAGCCAGGCGCAAGGCAAAGUGGCAGGAGGAUUGGUGGUGGGGAAGAAGGGCGGGAUACUAGAAACGGCUUGGCCCUUACCCCUUGGGAUCUUACAGCCUAGAAUUAGACACGGUCACAUUUUAUUGGGGUAAUUCAGCAGAGACUCCGUGGAGGAAGUAGCAAAAGGGCAGUAUUUCUUUUUCCGAGAAUGGAGGGUAUAAAGAAGAACGGGUAUUCCGAGCUGAGAGACCUUCAAAAGCAAGGAGGUGGGAGGUUGUUCGCAUAUUUUUUGGCUAGAGUAUUAGAAGCUAAACCAGGGAAGGUAGGUGGGUGCUGUGUUGGAGAGAACCUUAGAUUCUAGACUGAGGAGUUCGUACCUAAUUCAGUGGUCUGUUGGGAGCCAUUGGAAGUAUUAGAGCAGGGCGAGUGAUAGAAUUGGAGCUGAGCCCACCUGUGUAGCAUUUUGGUGAAGCUGGAGGUGGAGACUCAUUAAGAGGCCAUUUCGAACUAGAAUUUAAACGUUUUAGAGAGACAGGUUAGAUGAGAAUUAAUAAAAUUCUAAGCAGGGCAGGUUAAGGGGAAUUGGGCGUGAAAGGCAGAGUAUGUUUGAAAGACCUUACUCAAGGAAGGCACGGGGUUAACUGCCAUGUCAGUGGAAAAGAGUAGCUCUUUCACUCUAUGCUGACUGCAGGCAUUGGGCACCUUUCUGUCCCAGCUGGUCUCAGGGACCACAAAAAUUCUGUCCUUCCGUUAUCCUAAUGUGAAGCUGGUUACAUUGCUCCCUGGGGUUUAAGGAAUCUCCAGACACUUCCUCUGGCAGGAAACAGGUAUGAACAGGCUAAUGAAGGGCAAACAGGAACAAAGGGCCUGGAGUCUCAGUUCUCUUGCCCUCGCAUUCCAACCUCUUCCCCCUCCCCCCCACAAAGGGUGGAUAUUGAAGCACACAGUAGUGCCUACCUGUCCCUCUACAGGAGGGAGUGGGGUGGUUUGGGAUAGGAACUAUGGAGUCCAGUUUGUUUCUAAGCUAAUCUUAUGCAUUGUCUCAUUUCCACUGCCUUCAACCCUUAGGUUUUGAUAAUGCCUCAGGGCUUAUAAGGCUCGGUGUUUCCCUUUCAAGAUGUCCCUCUCAGACUUUAUUCUGGCCCUGAAGGACAAUCCCUACUUUGGGGCUGGAUUUGGGCUGGUUGGUGUGGGCACAGCCCUCGCCCUGGCCCGGAAAGGUGCCCAACUGGGCAUGGUGGCAUUCCGGCGCCAUUACAUGAUCACACUGGAAGUCCCUGCUCGAGACAGGAGCUAUGCUUGGUUGCUUAGCUGGCUGACCCGCCACAGUACCCGAACUCAGCACCUCAGUGUGGAGACUUCGUACCUUCAGCAUGAAAGUGGCCGCAUCUCCACCAAAUUUGAAUUUGUUCCCAGCCCCGGAAACCAUUUUAUCUGGUAUCAGGGGAAAUGGAUCCGGGUGCAACGAAGUCGAGAGAUGCAGAUGAUAGACCUGCAGACGGGGACUCCUUGGGAAUCUGUCACCUUCACGGCUCUGGGCACUGACCGCAAAGUUUUCUUCAACAUCCUGGAGGAAGCUCGAGAGCUAGCCUUGCAGCAGGAGGAAGGGAAGACAGUGAUGUACACAGCCGUGGGCUCUGAAUGGCGUCCCUUUGGUUAUCCACGCCGGCGGCGGCCUCUGAAUUCUGUGGUUCUACAACAGGGUCUGGCUGACCGAAUUAUCAGAGACAUCCGGGAAUUCAUUGAUAACCCCAAGUGGUAUACUGACAGAGGCAUUCCCUACAGACGUGGCUACCUGCUUUAUGGGCCCCCUGGUUGUGGAAAGAGCAGUUUUAUCACAGCCCUGGCUGGGGAACUGGAACACAGCAUCUGCCUGCUGAGUCUCACAGACUCCAGCCUCUCUGAUGACCGGCUCAACCACCUGCUGAGCGUGGCCCCUCAGCAGAGCCUGGUGCUUCUGGAGGACGUGGAUGCUGCUUUUCUCAGUCGAGACUUAGCUGCGGAGGAUCCAGUAAAGUACCAAGGUCUAGGUCGUCUCACCUUUAGCGGACUGCUCAAUGCCUUGGAUGGUGUGGCUUCCACAGAGGCACGCAUUGUGUUCAUGACGACCAACCAUGUUGACAGGCUGGACCCUGCCCUGGUACGUCCUGGGCGAGUAGACCUCAAGGAGUACGUGGGCUACUGCUCACACUGGCAACUGACCCAGAUGUUCCAGAGGUUCUACCCAGGGCAAGCACCUUCGUUGGCUGAAGCCUUUGCAGAACAUGUCCUUCAAGCUACAACCCAGAUCAGUCCUGCCCAGGUGCAGGGCUACUUCAUGCUGUAUAAAAAUGACCCUGCAGGGGCCAUCCAUAAUGUUGAGACUUUGAAGAGAUGA
Loxodonta africana (African savanna elephant) is the source of this 2496-nucleotide messenger RNA. It is a transcript of the gene BCS1L, whose product is annotated as mitochondrial chaperone BCS1. Bases 1237 to 2496 code for a protein of 419 amino acids. Lineage: Eukaryota; Metazoa; Chordata; Mammalia; Proboscidea; Elephantidae. Gene Ontology annotation, biological process: protein insertion into mitochondrial inner membrane from matrix; mitochondrial respiratory chain complex III assembly. Gene Ontology annotation, cellular component: mitochondrial inner membrane. The transcript is spliced from 7 exons. Gene Ontology annotation, molecular function: ATP binding; ATP hydrolysis activity. The record is from RefSeq and is a predicted model, not a curated record.